UUUUUUUUUUUAUAGGAGAGGAAAGUACCGUUCGUGGGGUUUAGUUCAAAGAUAUUUGUUACGUAAUUCUCCAGAUGCGAAAAAAAAAGAUAAUAGUGAUAGUUUAUUACCGUUUACAUAUGAAAAAUCAAAAGAUGUUGAUAAUAAUAGUACACUUGUUGGUUCAAAAAAUUUUGAUGAUAUUGAUGAACGACCUACUUCAGCAAAUUAUUUCUCAUCUACAGGAACUCCAACGCAAUCUAGAGUUACCAAUUCACUAUCUCCAAAUAGUAUGAUUUCACCAUCAUAUUAUUCAGUAAAGGAAUUAAAUAAAAAGAUUGAUACUAGAAUCAAUCAAAAACUUUGGUUUGUAGAACAAACUUUAAAUCGUCAUUACCUUUCCGGAUUUAAAUUACGUAGAUAUGAUG
Messenger RNA from Rhizophagus irregularis DAOM 181602=DAOM 197198, 407 nucleotides. Lineage: Eukaryota; Fungi; Glomeromycota; Glomeromycetes; Glomerales; Glomeraceae. The record is from RefSeq and is a predicted model, not a curated record.